AGUCGCUAAAAUUCCUAUAUAAGCUAGGUUUUCUUCUGAAGCAAGAACUAUUCCUUCUUUUCGAGAACGCUGUGUUCUUCCUAAUUGUAAAUGUUACAAAUUUGAUCGUGCAUAAUAUUGUAUAUUGUGGAUGAUACGCAGGUCAGUUUAAUGAGACAUGGUAAAUUGUUAGCUGAAUCGGCGCCGCAGAAAUUACUGGAGAAAUUUCAAUCCUCGUCAUUGGAUGAAAUUUUCCUGAAAUUGUGCGAGGCACAGAAUAAUGCAGUCACUUUAAUUGAAGAUCAGGGAUCCAAUAUGGAAGACACUGGUGGCGAUGCCUUCAAUCACGAUCGAAACAAAUAUGAACAACUACAAGGAAACAAAACGGUUUCGAAAAGACAAGUUUCACGAUUAAGAAGGUUCAAAGCUCUAUUGGUGAAGAACAGCCUCCAAUUUACCCGUGAUUACUCAAUAAUAAUUAUUACGGUAUUACUACCGAUGUUACUAUGGGCUUCAGUACUUUUGGCAAUUGAUGAUCCAAAGAACUUGAAUAUCGGGAUUGUUAACGAUGAAGCUGGCAAUUGCGACAGCAGCAACUUUGGCAAUAUUUGGAAUGAUGAAAUCAGCUGCCACUUCAGCAACCUCAGUUGUAGAUUCCUGAACAAUUUGGACUCCAUUGUGACACAGAAGUACUAUAACAAUAUUUCAGAGGCGAAAUAUGAUGUUCAAAGAGGAGAACUUCAUGGUAUAAUAUAUUUUCAUCAUAAUUUUUCUGAAGCUUUAAAAAUACGAGUGGAACAUGAUACUUUGGCGAAGGAUUCCGAUCUUCUUGCUAGUCAGAUUCAAGUUUUCCAUGAUAUGAGCGAAGCACCAAUUGGAGGUUUUCUACUGAAGAAGCUAUAUGAAUGGUUUUUAGAGGUUAUUGAGGCUAUUAUGAGGGACUGCAAAUAUAUACCAAGAUUAGCCACUCCUCCGAUUCGAUUUGAAGAUCCUAUAUAUGGUACUACUGAUUUAAAGUAUAUAGACUUCGUGAUACCAUCAAUUCUAUCAGUAGCAGCCUUCACUUUGGGCAAUACAGUCUCUUCCUUCUUGAUAAUCAUAGAUCGAGUGGAGGGUGUCUGGAAUCGAAGCUUAGUCCAAGGGGCUAAAGCAAAAGAAAUUCUGCUGUCUCACAUUGUUGUUGAGAGUAUCAUCACAAUUAUCCAGCCCAUUAUGGUAAUUCUCAUAGUCUUCCCUGUAUGGGGUUUGAAAUGUAAAGGAUCGAUAUUGGUUAUAAUCUUCCUUCUCUUUCUCAUCACGUUUUGUGGAAUGAUGUCUGGUUUUGUCAUAUCUACCUUUUGCACAACUGUUUUGCCGGCCGUAUUCUUGUCAAUGGGAAAUUUCAUAAUAACAACACUAAUAACUGGAUGUUAUUGGCCAACACAGGGAAUGCCGACAUGGCUUGACUGGAUUAGCUACAUAUGGCCAACUACAUUGCCCUCCCAAUCUUUCAGGGGAAUCAUUUACAAAAAUUCUUCUAUUUCUGAUUCGGAAGUUUAUAUUGGUUUUAUAACAACAUUAGGGUGGACAGUGCUGUUCUUUGUCGUAACUAUAUUUGGUAUGAAAUUGAAAUUGUAGUGUUAUUAGAGGUUUUUGUCUACAUUAUAUAAAUACAGUCUUGCAUUGUCUACAAACUGCAGUAAAUAAAUGUGCAGAGCGAGCCUUUAAAAGUCUUAUUGAUUUAUGUGUUUAAGGAAAUAUAUAAUUAUUCGUAUUGUUGCCAGUAUAUAAUUAGCAAAUGUAGAGAUCAUUAUUAGACGACUCAAGUGGCAAACAGCGUGAAGUAUUUAUUUCAUAGGUUACAUCCAACAUUUUUACCAUCCGGAUUGUAGUCAGACGUGCGUUGUAACACGAAUCUUGGUGACAGGUGCCUUAACGCGCGCGCGAAAUACAUGUGUUUAAUUUUAUAGUUAAAUUUUGUUUGAUACAUCCUGACUUCUGGUAUUUUAAAUCCUUGAAAAUGAACGCAAUCCGGUGAUCGAAACGUUGGAUGUAAGCUAUUAAAGAAAUAAUUUACACCAUCUGCCACUUGGGUAGUUGUCGUCUAAUAAUCCUCUCCCCUAAACUUUAUAAUUAUUUUCUCCGUUUAAAUAUUUCUCCGUGUGUGAGAUAUUGUUUGCUUCAAACGAAUAAAAAUUCAUGAACUGAA
Messenger RNA from Vollenhovia emeryi, 2167 nucleotides. Its product is annotated as ABC transporter G family member 20-like. Gene Ontology annotation, cellular component: plasma membrane. NCBI's taxonomy places the organism in Eukaryota, Metazoa, Arthropoda, Insecta, Hymenoptera, Formicidae. The record is from RefSeq and is a predicted model, not a curated record. Gene Ontology annotation, biological process: transmembrane transport. The transcript has 10 exons. Gene Ontology annotation, molecular function: ABC-type transporter activity. The coding region runs from base 151 to 1596 and encodes 481 amino acids.